GAUUCAUUCUGUUCUGUCACAGUUGCAUCGAGUGAUAACUGUGUAAAUGGUGUGGCUAGAAUUAGUCGAUCACUCGUAAAUAGCAGUGAUUUAAAAUAAGCAACAUAUUUGUUUGCAGUAUGUUUAAAAGAAAGUUAACGGCUUUGAAUUAUCCUUCACCUGAUAAUUUUAAUGUUAAUGACACCACAGAAUUCAGAAAUCUUGUCCUGUGGCUUGAAGAUCAGAAGAUCCGUCAUUAUAAAAUAGAGGACCGGAAAGCCCUCCGGGAUAUAAAUUGUCAUGAUUGGCCUAAAACAUUUAGGAAGUACGGAGAUGACCUUGCUUGCCCAAUCCAGAGUGAGAAGCCAAGUGAACUCAUAGAGUGGCUGCUGGCAUUUGCUGUCAGACUUGAAUAUUCUGAUAGUGCGGAUAUGUACAAGAACCAGACAGCUGACCACGUUAAGAAGAAUGAGCUGAAUACGCCCAAAGUUGUUUCUGCCAAUCCACUGGAUAAUUUGGACUUUCAGAGUGCAGACUUCAAGAAAGGAGUCAACACACUUGCACAGCUGUUGCAGAUCACUUCUCAUCCAGAUCAUCUCAUCACUUUGAAGGCAGUGAGCAAAGUGGUAUGCCAGCGACUCUCAGCUGAAGCCCUCGAAAACCCAAGCAGCGUCAUCGUGAAGGGCAAACCAUUUCCAUUUCAAGAGGCUGACCUAGGGUUUGACACUGGAGAUUAUGUGUUGAAUCAGGCAGCAAAGAUCCUGCGCCUUCUAUACAUUCAGAACCUUCGAGACUUGCAGACCCGUAUUAAUGAGUGUAUUGUGGCAGUACAAAGUGUGACAGCAAAUCCCAAGACAGAUACAAAGCUUGGGAAAGUUGGCAAAUGAGAUUAUAGUAUCUUAGUAUUUGUAUGGUUGAAAUGUAAUUAUAUAAUAAUGAAAUACUUAUGUAUGAUCUUGAGAUUUCACGGUGACCGUGUUCAAUAAAAUCGUCUCGGGCUAUCAGCUG
Zootermopsis nevadensis is the source of this 987-nucleotide messenger RNA. Its product is annotated as tRNA-splicing ligase complex subunit RTRAF. The record is from RefSeq and is a predicted model, not a curated record. NCBI's taxonomy places the organism in Eukaryota, Metazoa, Arthropoda, Insecta, Blattodea, Termopsidae.